AUGAGGUCUCUAGCGACCCGGGCUCUCGCCCUUCUGACUCUUGGAUCAUCGGCAUUGGCAGCACCUUUCAAUCCGGCGUCGGCAGUUUCGCCAAAAAAGUUGGAUCAUCUACCACCGGGAACCCUCCUGCGACACAGAAAACUCCCCCUUACGAACUCACCAUUUGGGCUCACCGACGUGAAUCUCAACGCCAGUCGCCAGAUCCUCUACAGGACGACUGACAGCCACGGCAACGCAACUGCCACGGUCCUGACCGUCCUGAUCGCGUCGCCCGGGAACAACAGCCAAGUCCUUUCGUACCAAGUCGCGCAGAACACGCCGGCGCUGAAGUGCGCCCCCUCGCACACCUUUGACCAACACCCUGCGCUUCCAAAGGUCCCCGACACGACGAUUUCACGGAGCGAACUUCUCACCAUCCAGUCAGCGCUUCACCAAGGCCGGAUCGUCCUUAUUCCCGACUACCAGGGUCCCAAAGCGGCGUACAUGGCCGGCAAGCUCGCCGGCCACGCCGUUUUGGACGGCAUACGGGUGGCGAUCCAGAGUCCCGGCCUGACGAGAAUCCGCGAAAACCCGGCCAUCGGCAUGUGGGGAUAUUCCUCGGGAGGCGUGGCCACGGCGUGGGCAGCCGAGCUCCAUCAAACGUACGCGCCAGAGCUCGAAAUCGUGGGAGCGGCCAUCGGGGGCGUCGCGGCCGACAUCCCCUCCGUCGUCGACAACAUCAACAGCGGCAAACACGCAGGACUCAUCGCAGCCGGCGCCCUCGGCCUGGCCAACGAGUAUCCCGCCGUUGCCAAGACGAUAUACUCGCGCUUGAGACGUGAGCACCGCCCGCUGUUUAAGAAGAUAGAGAAGCAGUGCGGCUCCGUCGGCACCAAGGCCUUCUCCGGCAAAAACGUCGUGUCCAUGUUCAACGGUACCGAGAUUCGCGUCCUUCCGACCAUUGUCGACGUGAUGAACAAGACGUCUCUGGGGAAGACGGCCCCGAGGAUCCCAAUCUACCUGUACCACUCGUACCAGGACCGGAUCUCCCCCGUACAAACCAUCAAUAAGCUUUACGAGUUUUACUGCGCGCGAGGCACGUCCGUUCUCUACAAGCGGGAUUUCUUUUCCACACACGGCUCGGCGGCCAUUACCGGCAUGCCCCGAGCCCUGGCCUUUCUCAUUGACAUGAUGAGAGGCCAGAGGCUCAAUGCUUGCUCCCAGAGAACAAUCAUGUCUGGGCUGCUGGAGGCGCGCACUUGGGGAACCAUGCCGGUGGUGCUCAUCGACGCGUUGCUGUUUUUGCUCCGCAGAACAGCGCGCAUACCCCCAAGCCACUCUUAUCUCUUGGAGGAGGUGCACAGCAUCUUGCAGCAAAUCGAGCAUGAGGAGGCCAUUGCAGAGGGACGUGGCAUCAAGCCGUUCUUCAAGGAACUAGCCAAGCCGGGAAACCAAAACAGGCUCCUUGUCGGCUGCCUCAUCUUCACCUUUGUGCAAAUGGCGGGCUCCAAUGCCAUCAAGUAUUACUCGCCCGCCAUCUUUAAGAGCGUUGGUCUUGCGGGAAGAAACACUGCCUUUUUCGCCACGGGCGUCUACGGCGUUGUCAGAAUUGUUUCGGUUCUAUUCGCCAUGGAAGCUUCGUCAUGCUCAUAUACAGCAAUGUGGUACAUUGGCGCGUACGUCAUACUAUCCUCCCCCGGCUCUGCUGGCUCAUCCUCCGUCAGCUCCGCAGACUACGCGGGCAUCGCCAUGAUCUACGUGUACGCCGUUGGAUGGUUCUUCUCUUGGGCUGCAGUGCACUGGAUUCUCAACUUUGUCAUUGCCCGUAGCGUGCCGUACAUGAUCACCAACAUUGGCUGCGGCACCUACUUCCUCUUUGCCGCCUUGAUAACCGUCUCCAUACCAUGGGUGUUCUUUUGCGCUCCCGAGACCAAGGGCGUCAGCUUGGAGGAUGUGGACGCCUUGUUUGGCUUGCCUCAAAUUAAGCAGCUGUACUACGAGAACCGAAAUACGCCGAAAGACCCGGAAUGCAACGUGGCGCACGCGGAACAUUCACGGAGGGUUUAG
Metarhizium acridum CQMa 102 is the source of this 2046-nucleotide messenger RNA. NCBI's taxonomy places the organism in Eukaryota, Fungi, Ascomycota, Sordariomycetes, Hypocreales, Clavicipitaceae. The record is from RefSeq and is a predicted model, not a curated record.